This is a messenger RNA of Phytophthora sojae, 1653 nucleotides long. RefSeq lists its product as hypothetical. NCBI's taxonomy places the organism in Eukaryota, Oomycota, Peronosporomycetes, Peronosporales, Peronosporaceae. The transcript has 3 exons. The record is from RefSeq and is a predicted model, not a curated record. Bases 1 to 1653 code for a protein of 550 amino acids.
AUGGCAACAAUCCGCUCAGCUGUACACGCCAUCUCCACGCUCGCUGUCACUGCCGAGCAGGAUCUGGAGAGCGAGCUGCUGAGUGGGGCUGACUCGUUCCAAGCUCUUCUGGAGCAGGCCGCGACGAGGCUGAGGACAGCGAAUGGGAACUCUAGCCACGAGCUCCGAGAGCGCAUUUUGACGGAGCUCGAAGUCUCUUUGGGGGACAUGGCCGACUUCAACCGCGUAGCAGGCAACGACUUUGUAAGCGCCUUCGCCCAAGACCCAUUUCCAGAAGUGAUGAGCGUUGUGGAUCUCGUGUACCAGGCUCUCCCCUCCAUUUGCUUCGUGCUCAAGGACUACAUCAUGCAGAAGCUCGAGUUGCUGCACUCCAGUCUGUACGAUCGAGUGCCUUUCCUCAGUGAAAGCUUGCAAGACUCGGGGCGGAAGGUGGUUUUGUCGAAGAUACUCACUCGGGAGGCGAUGAGCGCUGCCUCAGAGCUGGGAGGUGACAAGGCCGGAGGUGGAGAUGUGGCUCAACUUGCUGGAGAGGAGGUUCUGAAUAUCCUCGGCCAAGUGGCAUCCGAGUACUCCUUCCACAUGGCCGAUGAACCUCCCACGCAGCAGUACACCUUGAGCGAGACGAGUGUGACGACACACGAGAUCUCUCGGCUGCUCCAGCAAGUAGCUCUACUGUGUCGCUUUGCUGAUCGGCUGAGGCAAGUGGCAGGGCAGCUUUACGCGAGUGAUGCACGACGGCUACAGCAGGCCGUCCAAGACGAUAUCCACACAAAAGACAAGGCGAUUGCGGAAGUGAUGAAGAGGAUUCGAUCACGAGGGCACGCCACCUGGCCGAUUCGGGACUUGGAGCUUGGCUCGCUGUCUGGGAUCGCCAAACGCCUGGCGCGAAUACAAAAGGAGAACUUCGUGACAGUGGCGCAGCUGAGUGCUCUGGUUCGUGCCUGUGAGAACUGGGAGCAGUCGGAUCCGAUCGCAGCGGGGGCGUUCGGAGGCUCAGCCGUCGCGAGUGAAGUCUUCGUGGCGCUGGUCCUCGAGGUGGCAGCAAAACAGGCGUUUCCGGCUCCGUGGAGAGAUGCGAGCGCGGUAGCUGCCCUCACUCUCCAGCAGUGCUCCUCUCGCGGUGCAGUCUCGUGGCGGAAGUUCGUGUGGUUGAUGCUGUGCAUCCAAUUUGCAGGGUUGCCUUCGCUGGAGGACAUAAUGACGUACGAACAGCGCGCCAUGGUGCUACCGGCGACAAAGCGACAGAUGAAGCGCAACCACGACCACAGAGUCACCCUCUCCAACGCGGACUUUUGGCACCUCCCGCUGUGGUUCGAGGAGCGCUGCAACAGCCAAGACGGGCACCAGACCGACGACCUGAAGGAGCUGGUGUUCCAACUCUUUGCCACUGCAUCCGACAGCAACAGAUCUGAUGAGGGCCACGUGGAUCUGCUGCCGAUGCUUCUCGUCUGGUGUACGCACCCGUCCUGCUCCUUCAGCGACCGCCAUCAGCUCGAGGAGUUCGCUCCUCGCUACCCACGAGGGCUGUUCCGCGCCUUUCAACUGCUGCGCCAGCACUGCGACGCCAACUCCAACGCUCCUCAAUGCAUCUCGUCACUGCUGGCUCGCUUCUUCCUGCUCCAGAACCCGCUGGAGGCUCUAGUGCAGCCCUAG